CUAAUGGCGAAACUGUCAAUCUUGAAUGGUUAUCAGUCAUUAAUGUAUGAUAUAAAAAAGCCAUGUUUGGUCAGAUAUACUUCACUUGGACCCAGUUACCGUGUAUGAGCACCUAGAAAACUCACUCUGUUGGCGAGAAACUUUGUUCUACAAAAGAGGAGGAAUCCCUUUCAAAACGAUAUAAAGAGUAGGUAUGAGGUGAAACACUUCUACUGACAAUUCACAACUCGAAAAGUGAAAAAAGAUGACGAUGGAUAAGCAAUCUGACAGUGUUCCAUAUCUGCCUUCUCGUUCGACAUCCACUUACAGCAGAAAGAGAAGACUGUACUGCACAAAUGGACUCUAUCUGGAAAUCAACCAUAAUGGUAGAGUGAAAGGCACUAUGAAUGAGCACAGUCCUCUAGUUGUCAUGGAAAUAGUUCCAGCUGGCACAAACCUUGUUUGUAUACGAAGUGUUUAUACAGGACUAUUUCUUGCCAUGUCAGAGGGCGAGGUCUAUACAACGAAAACUGAAAACGAAGAGUGUGUAUUCAAAGAUACCUUAUCCAAACAGUUUUGCGAUAACUAUAUGUCCAAAAAAUAUCUGAGCAAGAAACUAGUUAUUGGAUUGAUGAGAACAGGAAGCGUGGUGGCGGUGCCAGCAAACAGCGCUAAAGACACUACGAAAUAUGCUACACAGUUUAUCACGAAACUACCAGGAACUUGAACGAGUAAAAGGACCGACGAGCCACUGCUACUAUAAAUAACUCAUUAAAUAAAUGAAUGAUAAAUAAAUGUUACUAGUAGAAAAUAAAGGAUGAAUUCGAAAAAACUAUUCGUGUUAAUUUACAAAGCUUUUAUUUGCAGCAAUUACGUGUAAGCAUAUAACAAAUAUAAAACACUGGGCAGCGUGCAUGGAUUUAUGAACACCAUGGAAUUAAUAACUGACUUCUCAGCAUGUUCUGACACACGAUAUUCUUAAAAACAAUCUAUCAUAAAGAAAUUAUAAAAAUCUGUUCCUUUUCAAGCAGUUACAAGCAUUGCUUGUUACGCCAUAUAUGGAUAAGUCCUAGAGUACCGCAAGGUUCCGCUAUGGGACCAUUCACUGUGACUACUUAAAGUAGUGUAUACUUAGUUUGUCGAUUAAAAAUUAGCGUUGAACGAGUUUUUUAUGUUACAAAAAAUGCCAACAUUAAAGAAAUUGAAGAAGUCAUUAGCCGUUCACACGAUGUCAGCGUAUGAUAGAUCACUUCUCACUGGCCCUGACUACAGUAUUUAGUACUGCCUAUCUGACUAACUGAUUCCUAAUAAUAGUAUUACUGUCAAGUUCUCCGCGAUGAUGAUCGAUGAGUAACAAGCAUUAAGGAAUAAAAACAUGUUCUCUGUGUCCAA
Messenger RNA from Actinia tenebrosa (Australian red waratah sea anemone), 1371 nucleotides. Its product is annotated as fibroblast growth factor 9-like. Gene Ontology annotation, molecular function: growth factor activity. NCBI's taxonomy places the organism in Eukaryota, Metazoa, Cnidaria, Anthozoa, Actiniaria, Actiniidae. The record is from RefSeq and is a predicted model, not a curated record.